AUGAAUGCUAGUAAUGGUAAUCCUGCCUCCAUGUCUACGGAGUGCACGCACACGCUCGGACGGAAGGAUUAUCUAGCGGCCGCGGUCCGGGCAGCCAUACUCCGACUUGUGUGCAAGCUGCCUCGCUGUCAGUAUCCGUCAUGGAAGUCGCACGCUGCCUCUACUAAGCAAGUGCCAGCCGAGCAGCACGUGCCAGAGAUAACUAUCGGAGUUGGAAGUACGCUGCAGCAGCUCGCACUCCACAUCUACUGCUCGCAAAUGACUGCAAACUGGUUGAAUUCCGAGGUCAAGGACAGCCCAAGUGGAGCGAUUAACUGCUUGCAAAGCAGUCAGAGUUUGUACAACGACAAUACUCUCUCGGUAAUCCGGGAGCGGGAACGUCUCCCAGAAGGAUUCGAAUGUCAUGACCAGCUACUGGCGGCAACUGGCCUCGGCCUCACUAUGUAUGUGCGGCGCGUGUCGCUCACAAUGGUCGUCGCGACGCUUCGGGGAAGGAAGCGCUCUGGUCCGGCCACCUGCGCGCGCGCUCCACGCGCCGCCCAUACCAAACUGUUUGCUCUGCAUCGCAGCGCAUGUAGAUGUGUGUCAGCGCUGCGACACAGUCGCGCCACCAUCGCCGGCACGCUCGCUGCAGGCCGUGUUCCCACGGAGCGACGCUGCACGCGCGGAGAUUACAAGAGAAAGUGUGGUCACACCCCACAGCGAGUCAGUGGAUCACAAAAUGUGUCGAGAUACGCCUAA
Spodoptera exigua (beet armyworm) is the source of this 741-nucleotide messenger RNA. Lineage: Eukaryota; Metazoa; Arthropoda; Insecta; Lepidoptera; Noctuidae. The record is from the annotation of a GenBank genome assembly.